GCCAUGGCGGCCCAGUUGUUUGGCUCUCUAGAUAUGGGUACUGUGUACAUAUGUACCUCGUCCAGAAGCAUACCCCCUGCUGCCAUCCCGUUGCUUGAUAUAACCUUCGCUUCCCAGCCCAACACCGCCUCGUCCUACCGUCUUGAUCAAGACGCCUCACUAGAGACCGCGACCUUACAACCAUCUUCACGUUCCUGCUCUGGGCCGACUUCUGUUCUCAAUAACACUUCACAAUACUGAGACGACAUGGCUCUCGGGAACUUGCCUCCAACCACCGCUAGCUGGGGCCGCUGGCCUCACCCUCCACACGCCGGUGCUGACUUCAACAUGGUGGACGCCACUAUGAUGCCUUACGACUGCCGGGACGCCGCCACUGCUCAUAUCCCCCGCCCAGAGUUGGCUCAGCACUUUCUGCCAGGUCCAUUCACUGCAGCUCCCGUGUCCUCGAUACCAUCCCCAGCCUCUUCUCACUACCACGCCGCUGUCACGUACAAUGGAUACAAUCCCUACAGCCAGCCGCCGUUGCUGGAUGGGCCUUUCAAAUCCCACGAUUGCCUGGAACGUAUGCAGCCACGCGUUCUGGCCCCUGAGCCGAGUGUCGACAGGGCGGUCCAGGACAGUGCCGAUGGGUUGGUUCUCGUUAAGAGGAGCCGCAGUCCAUCGAUCAAGAACGAGGCAAGAUCAGAUGUGUCGGACUCUCCAUCACCCAAGGUCUGCACCCCGAACGAGCCGGCGCAAGCGCCUCGUGGCGUGCACCAGUUCAACACCGCCAUCGACGAACUUGUCAGGGUAAUUGACGAGAAGCGUGACAUUAUCGGGGCGCCGGACAAGCCAGAACCAGGGAGUGGCCUCGGAAAGAAGGAGGGAACUCAGCGAGGCCGUGCCAAGGUGAAGCGGAAACUGUUUUGCUGUGACUUUCCCCGGUGUACCAAGGCGUUUGCCCAAAAGAACAACCUCGAGACUCACCGGAGAUCGCACACUGGCGAAAGCCCUUACGCCUGCCCCUUCUGCCCCCACCGCUUUACACAAAGUGUCAACCUCAAGUCACACGUCAACCGCCAUCUCGGAAAAAAGCCCUACAAAUGCCCACAGUGUCCCAAGAUGUUCGCUCAACCCUCGAACGUCAAGGCACACAUCAAAACACACAUCCCAAGGGGAUCGAGAGCGGGCUGGGUUUGCCGCUUUGGAAACUGCCAGAAGGCCUUCACCGCCAAGGGAAAUCUCAAGAACCAUCAAAACACGUACCACGGGGACGAGAUCGAAGCCUUCAAGGUCAAGUUGGCCAACGUGGUCGACGACAGCAUGAUCUCUGAGGAAGAAAGGGAGAUGGCGAGGUACAUCACCGAGAUCCACAACCUGGCGAACAAGGGAAUCAAGGGGCGCGGCAAGGGCUGCAAGGUCAAACGAGUCAUGCUCCUGCAGCCCCCGCAGCAGCAGCUGCAGCAGCUCCCAUCCCCAGCGUCCAGCCCGAGCACACCCACAACCGUCGUCCACUCAGCUGCGCCGUACUCAAUGUCCCUCCUACCCCACGGUCUCCCCAACAUGCAUACUCCGCCGCAGCAACAGCAAACGGCCGCGGCGUCGGUGUACCACGGUCACCACCACCAGCCCUUCUAUCACGGCCUGAGCCACCCGGCCGCCUACAGCAUGGGCCGGGGACCGCCGCCCAACAUGAUCUUUGGCGGACCGCUCACUCUCAACACCCGCGACGCCUACUCUCACCAUGGCGCUUAUGGCAUGCUGGACUCGGAUCAGCUCAGCGACGCCAGCAGUGUGCAUGACUCCACACCAGUCAUGGACCUGGCCUUUGGCGAGAGGCUGUACUGAUGAGUCCGGGCGCGGAAGAACCCUGGGGUUGCAUUACGAUGGAAAUGGGCUGGCGGGGUGGUAGGUUCUCUGUUUUUGCUUGCUUAUUCCUCUCUCGCCUUGAUAUACCUUGGGCAGGCUGUC
Parathielavia appendiculata is the source of this 1950-nucleotide messenger RNA. RefSeq lists its product as uncharacterized. Gene Ontology annotation, molecular function: RNA polymerase II cis-regulatory region sequence-specific DNA binding; DNA-binding transcription factor activity, RNA polymerase II-specific. The record is from RefSeq and is a predicted model, not a curated record. Lineage: Eukaryota; Fungi; Ascomycota; Sordariomycetes; Sordariales; Chaetomiaceae. The coding region runs from base 247 to 1827 and encodes 526 amino acids. Gene Ontology annotation, biological process: regulation of DNA-templated transcription. The transcript has 4 exons.